UCUUUUCUCUCUCUAUCUGACUCUCUCUCUAAAACCCUUCCGAACUCUCUAGAACCCAGCUAAACGACUCCCACCUUUAUCACCAUAAAAACCCUUCUUCUCAGAGGCUUGCCUCAACCCUGCAAUUGGUUCUUCGUCGAGAGCAACAACAGUUCCCAUUGUUCGCCAUUGCUAAGAACUCGUUCUCUGUUUUCAUUUCUUUUAGCUGAGAAGAGUGGACACCUUACGUUGUCGGUGUCUCGUGCUCCGUCUGUUAUUCUUCGUCUAAGUUCUUGUGCAAGUCAUGGAUGAGGAUUUCGAUAUGCCACCUGCUGAGGAGAUGAACGAGGACAUGGAUCUCCCUGACGAGAGCCCGGUUCUCAAAGUUGGAGAGGAGAAAGAGAUCGGAAAACAGGGUUUGAAGAAGAAACUUGUSAAGGAAGGUGAAGGUUGGGAUACCCCUGACAAUGGAGACGAAGUCGAAGUUCACUACAUUGGGACCUUGCUCGACGGAACCCAGUUCGAUUCGAGCCGGGAUAGGGGGACACCAUUCAAAUUCACACUGGGUCAAGGGCAAGUGAUUAAGGGAUGGGAUCAGGGUAUCAAAACAAUGAAGAAGGGUGAGAAUGCCAUCUUUACCAUUCCUCCGGAUCUGGCGUAUGGUGCAUCUGGUUCCCCACCAACCAUCCCUCCAAAUGCAACCCUCCAAUUUGACGUUGAGUUGCUGUCUUGGAGUAGUGUGAAGGAUAUUUGCAAGGACGGAGGCAUUUUUAAGAAGAUCCUUACUGAAGGGGAGAAAUGGGAGAAUCCUAAGGACCCGGAUGAAGUGUUUGUUAAAUAUGAAGCUAAGCUUGAGGGUGGAGCUGUGGUUUCAAAAUCUGAUGGAGUUGAAUUCACUGUCAAAACUGGAUUUUUCUGUCCUGCUUUGGCAAAGGCUGUUAAAACAAUGAAGAAGGGAGAAAAGGUUCUUCUCACAGUGAAGCCACAAUAUGCAUUUGGAGAAAAGGGCAGACCAGCCUGUGGUGAUGAAGGUGCUAUUCCCCCAAAUUCUGUGCUUCAAAUAACAUUGGAGUUGGUUUCUUGGAAGACAGUAACAGAGAUAACAGAUGACAAGAAGGUGCAAAAGAAGAUCCUCAAGGAAGGGGAGGGCUAUGAGCGCCCCAAUGAUGGGACUGUUGUUAAAGUGAAACUAAUUGGGAAGCUGCAAGAUGGAACAAUCUUCUUGAAGAAGGGUCAUGACGAAGAGGAACCAUUUGAGUUCAAAACAGAUGAUGAACAAGUAAUUGAUGGACUUGAUAGAGCUGUGAUGACCAUGAAGAAGGGUGAGGUUGCACUAGUGACAAUUGCACCGGAGUAUGGUUUUGGUUCAUCCGAGUCAAAGCAGCAAUUGGCUGUGGUCCCUCCCAACUCAACUUUAAUUUAUGAGGUUGAGAUGGUUUCCUUUGUAAAGGAGAAAGAGUCAUGGGACAUGAACACCGAGGAGAAAAUUGAAGCUGCUGGGAAUAAGAAGGAAGAAGGAAAUGUUUUAUUCAAAGCAGGCAAAUAUGCAAGAGCAUCCAAGAGAUACGAGAAGGCUGCAAAGUUUAUAGAGUAUGACUCUACCUUUGGAGAAGAGGAGAAGAAGCAAGCUAAGGUGUUGAAGAUCACGUGUAACCUAAAUAAUGCUGCCUGUAAGCUGAAACUCAAGGACUACAAGCAGGCAGAAAAGCUUUGCACUAAGGUGUUGGAGCUUGACGGUGGGAAUGUGAAAGCACUUUACAGGAGAGCUCAGGCAUAUAUUCAGCUGGCAGAUCUAGACCUGGCUGAGUUUGAUAUUAAGAAGGCUCUUGAAAUUGAACCAAAUAAUAGAGAUGUGAAGCUGGAGUACAAGGUUUUGAAGGAGAAGGUGAAGGAGUACAACAAGAAGGAUGCCAAGUUUUACGGUAACAUGUUUGCUAGAAUGAGCAAAUUAGAGCAGCUUGAGGCCAAUAAGGGAGCAGCGAAACAGGAGCCUGAGCCCAUGAGCAUUGACAGCAAAGCAUAAAGUUUGACAAAUACUAAUUGGAGUGACGAUAGGAUGGGUCUGCUUUUUAUGGAUUUCCUAGCUCUUUUACUCCUACUUUUUUAUUUCCUAAUAUGAAAURGUUUCUUGGUUCUUGGCAAGACAAGGAUUUGGGAGUGGGGCUGUUGCUGAUUAUACCUAAGUUAAAAUCAAUCCAACUACUACCAACAUAUGUUGUCUACGUAGAAAAUAAUGAUUUUUAUAAGUUGGUCGAAAUAGACUUGAUUUUCUC
Nelumbo nucifera (sacred lotus) is the source of this 2252-nucleotide messenger RNA. RefSeq names its product peptidyl-prolyl cis-trans isomerase FKBP62-like. Gene Ontology annotation, molecular function: peptidyl-prolyl cis-trans isomerase activity; protein binding. Lineage: Eukaryota; Viridiplantae; Streptophyta; Magnoliopsida; Proteales; Nelumbonaceae. The record is from RefSeq and is a predicted model, not a curated record.